AUGGGAGAUCAUUUCGUGUUGCUUGUGGAUCGGUUGAUCACAGAAUCAACCAUUGAGGCAGCGAUUCAGAGCAGGAACCGGAUGCUCCAAGCCGAUAAUACACCCGUGGAGGAGGAAUGUAGAGUCCUCGACGAGAAAACGCUUGAGAAGCUGCGUAACGGAGACUUGUCAAUGGUGCAGUGCAGGAUUUGUCACGAUGAGGACUUGGAUUCUAACAUGGAGACUCCUUGUUCUUGCAGCGGCAGCUUGAAGUAUGCACAUCGGAGGUGUGUGCAGAGAUGGUGUAACGAAAAAGGUGAUACCACGUGCGAGAUUUGCCAUCAGGGAUUCAAGCCGGACUAUACAUCGCCGGCUCCAUUGUUAGAGUUGGGUCAUGUUCCUCUUCAUUUCAGGGGAAACUGGGGAAUCUCUCAACGAGACCAUCGUUUCAUUACUGUCGUACCAGCUGAUUCCGCUUACCUUGACGAUCAUUAUCCUCUUUCUUCCACCUCAAGCUUCAUCUGUUGCCGUUCCCUUGUUCUCAUCUUCAUGGCUCUCCUCAUUCUCCGACAUACUCUCCCUUUAAUCCUCACCGGAUCAAACCUCCACGUCUUCCCUUUGUUCAUGUUGUUGUUUCUGAGAGUAAUUGGGAUCAUGCUACCAAUCUAUGUCGUGACCAAAGCAGUCGCCACCUGCCGACGCCAUGCUCAGACUUUAGACACCUCUGACUCUGAAGAAUCAUCUGAUGAAGAAACAGAUUUAUGGCGCUUGCCUCAAACGCAAUCUUACAUUAUAGGCGUGCCAUAA
Messenger RNA from Microthlaspi erraticum, 786 nucleotides. Lineage: Eukaryota; Viridiplantae; Streptophyta; Magnoliopsida; Brassicales; Brassicaceae. The record is from the annotation of a GenBank genome assembly.